AUGGUUUCUGUGCUCACCCACGUCCAAAAUGUCUGGGAGACCCAACGAUCGAACAGCCCUAUCUACGCCUUCCUCCUAACCGAUGUCACCAUCGAGGAUGCCUCCGAAGGCACAAUCCGCGCCCGUCUCCUGCUGAACCAAAACCACACAAACUCCAAAGGAAGCUUACACGGGACUAUGACUGCGUGUCUUAUUGACUGGAUUGCGGGCAUGGUUAUUGCUAGUUAUGGUUCGACUUAUACAGGCGUGAGCACCGAUAUUCACGUCUCUUACCUUACUGGUGCGAAAGAGGGGGAGGUUCUGGAAAUUACUGGACGGUCAAUGAAAAUGGGAGGGACUCUUGCAUUUGUGUCGGCUGAAAUUACCAAAAUUCAGGGUGGAGAAAAGGUGGUCGUUGCUACGGGAUUGCAUACUAAAUAUGUCCGACAAAAGUCUUGA
Talaromyces amestolkiae is the source of this 438-nucleotide messenger RNA. RefSeq lists its product as uncharacterized. Lineage: Eukaryota; Fungi; Ascomycota; Eurotiomycetes; Eurotiales; Trichocomaceae. Gene Ontology annotation, molecular function: fatty acyl-CoA hydrolase activity. The coding region runs from base 1 to 438 and encodes 145 amino acids. The record is from RefSeq and is a predicted model, not a curated record. The transcript has a single exon.